GCGGCCGUCAUGGCUGGAAACCAAAAUGGAGUCCAAGCCAUUAUUAAAAAAACUUAUCCAAAAGCCCUAUUUAUUCACUGCUAUGCCCAUCAACUGAACCUAAUUUUUUUACAUGGAUCAAAAAAUAUUAAGUCCGUCCGUAUUUUUAUAAGCGACCUUACAAUGUUUCACACAUUUUUCAGUAGAUCACCAAAACGAACUGAGCUGCUUCGGGAAAAAGGUUUUAAGUUGCCAAAAAGUUGUGAAACAAGGUGGAAUUACCAUUCAAGAGCAGCAGCUACUAUAAGUACACAUUUUAAAGAACUACAAAAAGCGAUAUCGUAUGUAACAGAGGGGGAAGACUGGGAUCCGAUUUCUAUAAGUACAGCGUAUGGGUUACUGCAUAAAUUAUCAAAUCAAAAAUUUGUGUAUUUAUUAUGUCUGUUUCAUCGAAUAUUUAUAUACUCGGAUCAUGUAUUUUUAAUACUUCAAACAAAAUGCACUGCGGAUGUACAAACUUGCAUAAAUGAAAUAAAAAAUUUAUCUACACAAUUAUCAGCUAUGAGAAAUGACCAAAAUACUAUAACCGAGUGUUGCGAGUCUGCAAUGGAAUUGAAUAACGAACUUCAAUAUACAGACAAAGAUAUAAAUAGUCUCAAAAAUCUGACGUAUGAAAUAUUGGACUCAAUAAUUAUCCAAACUGAAGUUCGAUUUCAAGAUUUUCACGUUUUGAAAUUUAUUGAGCUCGCAAACAACAAUGAGUUUAUUAAUUACAAAAAACAUUUUCCAAUUGAGAAACUAAAUCAACUACUAAAAGUUUUCCCAGGAGUAUUCGAACAAGAGAGAUUACAAAAUGAAUUAACAGUUAUUUACAAUGAUAAUAACAAACAUCUUCCACCAAAAGAAUUGCUGAAUUAUAUUAUUAAAGCUGAGUUACAAGAAGUGUACGUAGAGCUUACAAAAUUGUUACAAUUAAUUUUGUGUAUUCCUGUAACAACGGCUUCUAGUGAAAGAAGUAUGAGUACUUUAAAAAGAAUCAAGACGUUUCUAAGAAAUACAAUGACACACGAUAGAUUCUCAAAUUUGUGUACUAUGGCUAUCGAGAAGAAAAUGUUGAGUGAAUUAGCCACUGACCCAACAUUUAUUGACAAUGUCAUUGACUUAUUUUCUAAGACAAAAAAUAGAAAAAUAGAUUUAACGUAUAAAUUAACGUAAAUUUGUUUUUAAACUUCAUGUUAAUGCGAGUU
This is a messenger RNA of Rhopalosiphum maidis (corn leaf aphid), 1226 nucleotides long. Its product is annotated as zinc finger MYM-type protein 1-like. The record is from RefSeq and is a predicted model, not a curated record. The coding region runs from base 10 to 1194 and encodes 394 amino acids. The transcript is spliced from 2 exons. Lineage: Eukaryota; Metazoa; Arthropoda; Insecta; Hemiptera; Aphididae. Gene Ontology annotation, molecular function: protein dimerization activity.